AUGGCGAUCAAAAUCAAAGAGGACGUGAAAAAGCAGAUUGAUGCAGGUUUCCUUGUCACAUCAGAGUAUCCACAGUGGUUGGCCAACAUUUUGCCAGUUCCCAAGAAGGACAGAAAGGUUCGCUUGUGCGUUGACUAUAAAGAUCUAAAUAAAGCCAGUCCUAAGGAUGACUUUCCUCUGCCACACAUUGACAUGUUGGUCGAUAGCACCGCCAAGUUCAAGGAUGAAACAGGAAGAAAAGAGUAUGACAUCUAUUAUUUGAGCAAGAAAUUCACUGACUGCGAGUCCCGACAUUUCAUGCUAGAGAAAACUUAUUGUGCUCUGGCUUGGGUUGCCAAGCGUCUCCGUCAAUAUAUGAUGAAUCACACAACUUGGUUGAUGUCCAAGAUGGAUCCGAUUAAGUAUAUCUUUGAAAAACCUGCAUUGACCGGAAGAAUUACUCAUGAAGAUGUGAUGUACUUAAAAGCCAAAGAUUGCAAUGAACCACUUCUAAAUGAAAAGCCAGAGCCAGGUUCUCAAUGGGGUUUAAUAUUUGAUGGAGCAGUUAAUGCUUAUGGUAAUGGUAUAGGGGAAGUAAUCAUCACUCCUCAUGGCUCACAUAUCCCUUUUACUGCAAGAUUAACAUUCAAGUGCACGAACAACAUGCCGGAAUACGAAGCUUGCAUCAUGGGUCUAGAAGAAGCCAUUGAUCUUAGAAUAAAAAAUCUCAAUGUUUAUGGAGACUCAGCUCUACUUGUCAAUCAAAUUAAAGGAGAAUGGGAAACUCGUCAACCCGGCCAAAUCCCAUACAAAGACUAUGCAAGGAGGUUAUCUACUUUCUUUAACAAUAUUGAAUUUCAUCACAUCCCUCGUGAGGAAAAUUAG
Molecule: messenger RNA, 864 nt
Organism: Lathyrus oleraceus (garden pea)
Lineage: Eukaryota; Viridiplantae; Streptophyta; Magnoliopsida; Fabales; Fabaceae
Exons: 3
Coding region: 1-864 (287 amino acids)
Molecular function (GO): nucleic acid binding; RNA-DNA hybrid ribonuclease activity
Source: RefSeq, a predicted model, not a curated record